Molecule: messenger RNA, 465 nt
Organism: Talaromyces stipitatus ATCC 10500
Lineage: Eukaryota; Fungi; Ascomycota; Eurotiomycetes; Eurotiales; Trichocomaceae
Exons: 2
Coding region: 1-465 (154 amino acids)
Source: RefSeq, a predicted model, not a curated record
AUGCCGCAAGCAGUCAUCACUUCAACUAUGAAAUCUUUGAAUGGUUUCAUGAUUACUUUAGAGACUACCCAUAUCAAGGAGUUAAGAAUUGCCAAUGAUGCCUACAUGGUACCAUCCAUCGAGGAAGAAGAUGAGGGUAUUCAUAAAGAACUACCUUCUUCUAAGACGCUAAGUCAAUUAAUUCAAGACCAUGUUCAAUUGCCAUUAGAAUCUAUCCAAGACGUCUCAAGAUUUACGCCUUUGACAGGUGCAAAUGCAAUUCCAGUAGGGAUACCGGACUCUGCCAAGGUCAAGAUAUCGGAAACACCAAUACUGAGUACCUCCACGACCUCAACCUCCGCAAGGAUGUUGGACCCCUACAUCAAGUUACCACCUGAAGAAUAUAGACGUGAGCCUAUUGAUUCACAGCUAGCUAUGAAAUUUGCCAAGGCAUGGGACAAGUCCAAGAAUUACUCAGGAGAAUAA